Molecule: messenger RNA, 648 nt
Organism: Sphenostylis stenocarpa
Lineage: Eukaryota; Viridiplantae; Streptophyta; Magnoliopsida; Fabales; Fabaceae
Source: the annotation of a GenBank genome assembly
AUGGACACAAGAAUCAAGUCUGUUUCCUUCCUCAUUCUUGUUCUUGUUGCUUCCUUGUGUACCUCUUUGCUUCCUCUAUCAGAAGCCAGACCACUGUCUAUUUAUUCACCAAGCAAAGACGGUGCUAUCAGAGAGGUGAAUGGAGUCUUCAGAACAUUGAAGAGCUCUGGUCCAAGCCCUGGUAUUGGACACAAACUUAACAAGCUUCAAAAUCUUGGAGGGAUGAAAGACUCUGGUCCUACUCCAGGAAAUAGUGUUCCAUACGUGCACUCCAAAUUGCAUAUACAAAAUGGAAAUUUGGGGACUCAUGGCAAAUGGAGUAAGGUUUUGAACUUAAGCCUCGUUCAUGUGCUAGAUAUCAUGACUGGAAAACUCCAAUUCUUGUCCUUCAUUGUUAUUAUUGUGUGGUGCUCUUCCUGGUUGAACAUCCAACAUGCGAUCGCACGACCACUUAACACUCUACUGCUGCAUGGAGAUGCUGAUCAAGAACCAAGGAGAACCACUUUGGAGUUGUCACACACAGUUCUGAGAAGCUUCAGUGUGGGAGAUAAAGAGAAGGACAUAGUAAUUGACAACAGUGGUCCAAGCCCCAAGGGACCAGGGCAUGAUGAGGCACUACCUUUCUUCUACUCUCAACCCAACAAUUAA